AUGUGCGACAAAAUUUAUGCAAAUGCUGAAGUUACUACAGAUCAAAGAUUUAACUCAAAGAACAACAAAAAUCCGCAUGACAACAUUUAUAUAAAUGAGAACAAACCGCAGACCGGCAGCACCAGAAUUGACCAGAAUAAGAAGAACUCAGGCUGUGAAACUGCAGGAAGCAGAUUAUACAGAGGUAUUACAGUGGGCUUGUUACUGCUCUGUGUUCUCCUGCUGGCCAUCAUCAUAGUACUGGCUGUAAAGAACAAAAACCUGACCACAGAUAACAACCAGUUACAGACCAGUUACAAAGACCUGAUCAAAGAGAAAAAGCAGUUACAGAAGGAGAAGGAUAAAUGUGUCGUUUCUAACCUUGAACAAAUGUGGGGAUACAAGUUCGGUUCCAGUCGCUACUACUUCUCUACUGGGAAGAAAGACUGGACAGAGAGCAGAAACGACUGCAAGGAGAGGAAAGCAGAUCUGGUGACAGUAAACAGCCGAGAGAAACUGAACUUCAUCAUGGAGAAUCUUGUAUGUGAACAUGUAUGGGUUGGUCUGAGUCAGGCUUCCAAUGAGGGAAAAUGGACAUGGGAGGACAAUACAGAACUAAACACAACCUCUGAGUAA
This is a messenger RNA of Trichomycterus rosablanca, 615 nucleotides long. RefSeq names its product CD209 antigen-like protein E. NCBI's taxonomy places the organism in Eukaryota, Metazoa, Chordata, Actinopteri, Siluriformes, Trichomycteridae. The record is from RefSeq and is a predicted model, not a curated record. The transcript is spliced from 4 exons. Bases 1 to 615 code for a protein of 204 amino acids.